Molecule: messenger RNA, 2055 nt
Organism: Labeo rohita (rohu)
Lineage: Eukaryota; Metazoa; Chordata; Actinopteri; Cypriniformes; Cyprinidae
Product: Fc receptor-like protein 5
Exons: 11
Coding region: 1-1563 (520 amino acids)
Biological process (GO): cell surface receptor signaling pathway
Molecular function (GO): transmembrane signaling receptor activity
Source: RefSeq, a predicted model, not a curated record
AUGGAGCUCAGUCAACUUCCUCUUGUGCUAUAUAUUAUCACUUCUUUUGUGAUUUAUCAUUUUACAGAAAGACCAAAAGCCAAAGUGAGCAUUAAACCUGAUCAACAUGUAUUCAGAGGAGAGACAGUCACUCUCAGAUGUGACAUUGUUUGUGAAGGAGUCGCUAGCUGGCAGUACAACUGGUAUAAAGACGGUUCAGUCAGUGUUUUCAGUGAACUACAGGAACACACAUUCAGUCCUGUUACUGAGUCUGAUGCAGGUAAAUACUCCUGUUAUGGAAGAGAUACUGAAGGAUCACGAACAUCAAACAUCAGUGAUGCAGUUACACUGACAGUAUCAGUUUUAAGAGUUUCUUCACAGACAUGGUUGACUGAAGGAGAUUCAGCGACUCUGAUCUGUGAGGUUUACAGCUCCUCUACAGACUGGACAUUCAGUUGGUACACUUUGGUACACACUUCUUCAUCAGACAGCAGCAGAGGAGCUGAAGGAAAUUACACUCUCAAUUCUGCUGCUCUACAUCACUCAGGAGUUUAUGUGUGCAGAGCAGAGAGAGGAAAAACUGCCUAUAAAUCAACCUACAGCAACAAACAACCACUAUGGGUCACGGGUGUUUCUCCUCCAGUCUCUCUUAUCAUCAUUUCCAGCAGAACUCAACACUUCUCAUCUGUCUUUCUCUCUCUGAGCUGUGAGGACCAGAGUAACUCUGACAAAUGGACAGUGAGAAGAUACACAGACAGUGAACAGCUGGAAUAUUGUUUAUCAUCAGACUGGGGAUCACAAACAUGUACAAUAAACUCCACCAUCACAUCAGACACUGGAGUGUAUUGGUGUCAAUCUGAAUCUGGAGAGAUAUAUCAUCCUGUUAAUAUCACUGUACAUUCUGGUGUUAUUCUGGAAAGUCCUGUUCAUCCUGUGACUGAAGGAGAUACUCUGACUCUACACUGUUUAAAUCAACAUUCAACCCCACCAAACAUCAGAGCUGAUUUCUAUAAAGAUGGAUCACUCAUCCAGAAUCGAACUACAGAUAUGAUCAUCUCUACUGUCUCAAAGUCACAUGAGGGUUUCUACUACUGCAAACAUCCAGAUGGAGAGUCACCCAAGAGCUGGAUCUCAGUCACAGCUUCCCCUAGAUCUGAUGGUCACAAUCCUGUGAUAAUUAGAGUGACUGCAGGAAUGACUGUCACAUUUUUGAUCACUGUCUUCUUGGUCCUGCUGCUGCACUACAGAAACAACAAAGGAGGGAGAUCUCAGUCGCCCUCUAGUGUCAGUCAACAGCAGAACAGCAGUCAGACAUCAGAGCAGAACCAGAGUGAAGCGGGAAACAAUACACUGCUGUCUGGAACUUCUCAUAUUUGUGACUCUGUUGAUACAGCUAUUAAUAAAGACGUAAGCACAGACAAUGUAAGUGGGCCUACUGAAGUGGGCCUCACCUAUGCUGAGAUUGAACUCAAAUCUACAAAAGAACAGACGAAAAGGAAAGAAAACAAAGAUGAUGGAUCUAAUGAUGUGACAUAUGCUCAGGUUAAAUGCUCAGAGGAGAGACUUUCAGUCCCAGGAUGCUGAGUUUAGGCUCAGAAGUGCUGGAGAAUGACCAGGAUCAUAAAUGCUUAAUCACCCUUGUGAUACUGAGCAAUUGAUGGCAAUAGAUUUAUUAGUACUUAAUAUUAGUAACGCAAUGCUUUAUGUGCUAGACUAUGCAUGCUAAUCUUUGAAAAGCAAUGAAAUUAUUAUUAAACAGCAAUAUAUAUAUAUACACACAUAUGUUAAAUAUUACAUUUUAGAUGCUUUUAUUGUGACUGGCACUGUAAAUGUAUUGAUGUAUUGAAUACACUUGCAGUGUAAAUGCAUUGUUAGUGCGUCUGCCUCCCAUAACGACUAUCACUUGCCGGUUCGUAAACCACUCUGAGUAGGCUGAGCUGAACCAGUUGCAUGAGAGGACUGGUAGUGAUCAGAAUCAGUCAUGAUGUGUCUCAAAAAUUGUAUGUUAACAUUAUAAAAGUUAUAUUACCUUUUUAAGAUCAGACCACAUGCAUUUUUAAGUUGACAACUACACAU